AGGAGUGAUGUCAGUGCCUACAAUCUGUGCAGCGCUGCAGAACACGUUGGCGCUAUAGAAUUGGCUCUUUGGGGGUCAGUGCCACAGACUUGUACAGGUCAGCACAGACCCAUUGCCUAUAGAAGGAUGUUUUGGCACUUCGACAAUUAUGGACGCGGUAGAGAACCGCUCGACAUUAAUAGUCGCCCCUGAAAAACACGGACACCCCGGUUUACUGCAUAGACUCUUCCGCACUGUUCACACAAACGGCACUACUCUUUAGAAACUCGGGGCCCUCCAUUGUGUAGAGAGGGGGCGCCGUACAAGCCAUUGUUCUAUACGAGGCCUCAGUUGUCCGGUGAAGCGGUCCGGUGGCAGCCCACACACCCCUAUACCACCGGAGCCGGGGCGAACGGGUAACCGCUCCCGCCGCCCAGCGCUAUCCAGUGUGCGGACUCCCCUCCCCCUUGCCUCCUCCCCUGUGGUGGCCAUGUUCCGGAGCAGCAACAGUCUGUGAGGUAGUGUGCAGCAACAGCAGCAGCAUCUGGCAGCAGGAUCGCAUGCUCUCUCCCUUCCUCCACUCUCCAGCACCCGCAGGACAGCACCAUGGCAGUAGCAGUGGGCAGCAGACAGACUUCGCCCAGCGAUGACCUCCGGAAUCUGGCCCUCUCUGGACAUGUUGGGUUUGACAGUCUUCCUGACCAGCUGGUGAACAAGUCCACCUCCCAGGGAUUCUGCUUUAAUAUACUAUGUGUUGGUGAAACGGGCAUCGGAAAGUCAACUUUAAUGGACACAAUAUUUAACACACAAUUUGAAAGUGAACCAGUUUCUCACAGUGAACCAGGAGUGCGGUUAAAAGCAAGAAGCUAUGAACUUCAGGAGAGCAAUGUUCGCCUGAAGCUAACCAUAGUGGACACUGUAGGAUUUGGAGAUCAGAUCAAUAAAGAUGAUAGCUACCGGCCUAUUGUGGAGUACAUUGAUGCACAGUUUGAGGCCUACCUACAAGAAGAACUUAAAAUCAAAAGAUCGCUUUUCAACUACCAUGACACAAGGAUUCAUGCCUGCUUAUACUUCAUUGCCCCAACUGGCCAUUCAUUAAAAUCUCUGGACCUGGUCACAAUGAAGAAGCUUGAUAGCAAGGUUAACAUUAUCCCUAUCAUUGCAAAAGCAGACACAAUUGCCAAAAAUGAACUGCACAAAUUUAAGAGCAAAAUUAUGAGUGAGCUGGUCAGCAAUGGAGUGCAGAUCUACCAGUUUCCUACCGAUGAAGAGACGGUUGCAGAGAUCAAUGCAACAAUGAGCGUACACCUUCCAUUUGCAGUUGUUGGAAGUACAGAAGAAGUCAAAAUUGGAAACAAAAUGUCAAAAGCAAGGCAGUAUCCAUGGGGUAUCGUCCAGGUUGAAAACGAAAACCACUGUGACUUUGUGAAACUGAGAGAAAUGUUGAUACGGGUAAACAUGGAGGAUUUAAGAGAGCAGACUCAUGCCCGCCAUUAUGAGCUGUACAGGCGCUGCAAACUGGAAGAAAUGGGAUUCAAAGACACAGAUCCAGACAGCAAACCCUUCAGCCUUCAGGAAACAUAUGAAGCAAAGAGGAAUGAGUUCCUUGGAGAACUACAGAAGAAGGAGGAAGAAAUGAGACAAAUGUUUGUCAUGAGAGUGAAAGAAAAGGAAGCUGAGUUGAAAGAAGCUGAGAAAGAGCUCCAUGAAAAAUUUGACCACCUUAAAAGAACUCACCAAGAGGAGAAAAAGAAGUUGGAAGACAAGAAAAAGGAGAUUGAGGAAGAAGUAAACAUGUUCCAGAAGAAGAAGGCGGCAACACAACUUCUUCAGUCCCAAGCCCAGCAAGCUGGAUCCCAGCAAACCAAGAAAGACAAGGACAAGAAAAAUGCAAGCUUCACAUAAAGUGUGCCGAGCCAAGGAUGUCCCAGCAUUCACCUGCUUUUUGCAGUAAUGUGUCCCUGCCAUUUGUGUUCCUCAACACAGAUCACUAAUUACUCAUUUAACGCAUCAUGUUUGGCUGCCCGUGGGGGAGACUGCGUGCACUCGGACUUUUAAUUUUGUUGCUGGGAAGCGAAUGUUGCCGAGCCUGGCCUGCUCCGAAUGGCAGGAAUGCGUGCCUAUCACAAUCAUAAUUGUGCUCCUGCUGGCUAAAAUCUAAUUCUUGAAGACCUUGCCUGCAUGUAUUUAUAAUGGACCGAUCACUGACAUGGACAUCACACAAUGGUUACAUGUAGUCACAUGACUAGUGAGCAGUAUGCACAUGGCUACCGCUUAUAGCAUAUUCUUUAGUGCGGCAAAAUUUCCGAAGUAUUGACAAGAAAACAAAGAUAACUAGAUUAUGUAUUUUCAUUUUAAAUUUCUUGAAGGAUCAGAAUUUAAUUUGUCUCAAUAAACCUUUUGUAUGUCUCAAAUAAAGUUCUGACCAUUCCCCUCGGAUACCAGUGUGAACCAUUCCACUCUGCUUUGCACAUCUGAUUUACAGAAACCUCUUUGACAUCUCCACCAUAGAAAAUGCUUCACACUGAUUGAAAGGCCAGAUGGGGAAUGGCAGUCAAAUGCAAAGAAAUGAAUGCUGCUAUCCGACCGACAAGUCACAAUGAAGAACACAGUUGCUAGUUAAUAAACUUAGUUUCUAUGUAUUAAAUCUUUUAUGAAAAUGCUAUGGCGGCAGUAAAGCUUAUUGCCACAGCUUGCUACCUUUGGAUUCCUUCUGAGCCUCUGACUUGAUUGAGGGGCUCUCUUGUUUGGCAAGGCACCUGGCUUACAAAGCAACAAGACCCUUCCUGUUUGUCCAAGUAUUACCUAGUUGUGAUAGUUAUCACUUACGUAUCAGUCACCUUUUAUACAUUUACUUCAGAGAGCAGAUUCCUGUAUGUAUGUAUGUGUGUGAAGGAACUCCUUGACCCCGCACAUUCCUGUUCUUUUCCCACAAGUAAGCUUUCAGCCCUGACAUCCAAAACCCAUCGUGUGUUGGCAUACAUGGUAAGAUAACUGACUAAACUUCUUUGUGUCUUGUAUUCUUUUUCUAUGCGGUUCCUUCCCGGACAGCAGCUUUUCCUUUAUGAUACAUUCCAAGAAGUGGCGACCAAUGUUUACCUUUUGACUUCAGGAUUUCUUUCACUCCUGAUGCUGUUUUACCUGAUCCCUCUCUGCUCAUAGCUAGGUAGCCUCUCUAUUUCUUGUUUGCAAGCUUGCCUGGGUCUCGGCCUGCCUAAUACUGCACCCCCCACUAUGCCUGCAGCUCACUUGGCAGAAUGCAUCCAAUGUGCAUCUUUUAUGCUUGAUAUUGCCUUGAUGGUGCCUAGUGAGUAUUUUUGCACUGCCUAAACAUGGCUCUGGGUGGUGUUUAUUAUAGGAAGGACCACUAUGCAAGCAGCACCAGGCAGAGACUUUGGGGUUCACGGGUAUAGUGAUGGUUAGGGCUUUAGGUGACAAAUCAGAAACCAGUUUCCUUCCCAUUAGUUAUGUCUGGUCACUCAUGCUCAGGCUCUUCAUGUUCUGUGUUGUGAGUUUACUUGCUGUGCCCUUUUUAUAUGUUUACUAAUACGUGUGCCCAGAUUUGUGCCCACCUCAGUACCAUUUUUGUAGUAUUUUUUGUAUUCGUUAAAAAAAAUUGACUAGUCUCAGGAAUUUGAACCAAAGCUGCAUUUUGUUUCCUGCCUUUUUCAAUGAUUUAGCAUGUGACAAGGCUGGGAAACGCUAAAUGAGGGGAACAAUCUGAACCAAAACCACAGCAUUACAUUGUAUGAGUAGUGCUUGCUGUACACUAUAUGGCAAUAUAGUCACUUUUUUUUGUGGGGGGGGGGGGGGGGGGGGUUUGAUAUAGUUUUUCUAUUAAUUAAAAAAUGGUGUCUUUUACCAACCUUAAAUCUCUGACAUAUCCCUGGGCCAUGUUUAGCACAAUACCGCUGCACCUGUAUGUCUUUCUUUCUGUGUCUAUACUUUUUCCACAGUAGUCCUUGGCUGUGCACGGAGUAAGUGGCUUCCUUCCAAUCUAUUUGGAUGUGCUUCCCCUGCCCGCUUGUAAGUAUAUCAGAGAUCUGGAUUUCUAAUCUGGGUGAAUGCAGUAGAUUGUAAUUUUGUUUGAAAAAACAUAAAGUGCUGUAAUGUCAAUUUUAGUUUUUUUGUUACUGUACAUCAAUCAUGCAGCCUGAAAGAGGACAGAGAAAGAAGGGACAGUAAUAUUUUUUUUUCUAGUAUUUUAUUAGUCCCCUUCAAUAACUGUUUUUUUGUAUGUUUUUUACUAUACAAAAAAUUUUUUUUUUAAAUCACUUAGGUAUAGAGCUCCCAAAAUACAUUAAAUGUAUUCAAUUCCCAAUGAGAAGCUGCAGAAUAACUUGCUGUCAUAAUAAUGUGUGUUGCAGACUUGUGCUUAAGUUUAAAAAGAAAAAAGAAAAAAACUUAUUCUGCACUCAAUACCCCAUAAUGUAAUGUCAGAAAUCUUUGCUAAUUUAUGGAAAAGAAAAAAAACUAACAUUUUGCAUGGACAUAAGUAUUCAGACCCCCUUUUUUCAUAAAAAUGCAGAGUACGUAUUUCUAUAAUGUUGCACAAAGAAAUCUAUUCAUAUCCUUGUUAAAAAAACAUUCUUCAUAGUAGCAUAUAUUGCCCAGAGAUACAUUAUAACAAUAAAAUGGUUUCAGGGCUCUCCAGAGAUGUUUGAUUGGGUUCAAGUUAGGACUCUGGCUGGGACACUCAAGGACAUUCACAGAGAGGUCACUAAGCCCCUCCUGUGUUGUCUUGGCUGUGUGGUUAGGGUCAUUGUUUUGUUGGAAGGUGAACCUUUUGCAAAGUUUAAGUUCCAGAGCACACUGGAUCAGGUUUUUACUAAAGAAUAUCUCUAUACUUUGCUUUGUUUCAUCACCCUAACCAGUCUCCUUGUCCCAGUCGCUAAAAAGCUCUACAGCAUUGUGCUUCCACCACCAUGCUUCACCAUGGUGCCUGGUUUCAUCCAGUCAUGACGCUUAGAAUUAAGAUCAAAAGCAUCCAUCUUGAUUUCAUCAUACCAAAGAAUCUUUUUUCUCCUAGUCUGAGAGUCUUCUAGGUGCUUUUUUGCAAACUUCAGCUGGGCUUUCAUAUGUCUUUUUACUGAGCAGAUCCUUCUUUCUGACCACUCUGCCAUAAAGCCCAGAUUAUGCAGUGUUGCAGUGAUGGUUGGCCUUAUGGAAGUUUCUCCUAUCUGCACACUGGAUAUCUGGAGCUUUGCCAGGGUGAACAUUGGGUUGUUGGUUACCUCUCUUUCCAUGGCCAUUCUUCCCUGAUUACUUAGUUCGGUUGGGUGGCUAGCUUUAGGAAGAGUUGUUCCAAACUUCUUCCAUUUAAUAAUUAUAGAGACCACUGUGCUCUUGGGGGUCUUUCAAUGAAGUAGAAAUCUUUUAUACCCUUCACUAUAUCUGUGCCUGUGCACAAACCUGUCUCUGAGCACUACAUGCAGUUUUUUACCACAUCAUGACUUUCCACCUCAACUGAAUUUACCACCGGUGACUCCAGUCAAAGUGUAGAAACAUCUCAAAGAUGAUCAAGUGAAAAGGUAGGCCUCCAGAGUAAGUGUCUUAGCAGAGGGUCUGAAUACAUGUACAACAUUUUAGUUUUUCCUUUUUUAGUAAAUUUGCAAACCUUUUGUAAAAUUCUCAUUAUGUGGUUUAAAGUGCAGAAUGAUGAGAAAACUUGAGAAUUUAAAUUAAAAAAAAUUUAUCACAUGGCUUCAACAUAACAAAUUGUAAAAAAGAGCGAAAGGCUCUGAAGUCUUUUUGAAUACAUUGUACACAUGAAAUGUUUAUCCUUUGUCAUAGUCCCUAACAAGCCAGUUCUGUUUACUGUUCAGUAUUACCAAAAGCCCCGGCAUAGAUUUAAGCCUUGCAUCAUAAUUGCUAUAUAUAGGCCCUAUGUACAUAAGGUAGAUGUCCAUAUAUGCAAGCCAAUUCCCCAAACCUCUGGUCCUACUCCUUUUGAUAGGAUUGGUGACUCCUAAACUAACACAAUAUGCCAGACACUUGAAACUGCAUUUAACAUAAUAUAAUGAAAAGUUCCAAGACGCAAAAGGUUAUAUUGACAUUUACUAUUUAACCUACAAUGCCAUUGUAAAGCCGCAUGCCGACAUUACAUUUAUUCUGUAUUCCAUAUCUCCACACCUUCCUGCAUUGUUUUGGCUCCCCCAUGCAACUCUGCUUGCUUUUGCCUUGCUCCUCAUACCUACUUCCCACUGCAAUGGGAGCAAAUUCAUGGGUCGUCACAUUUUUCUUUAUUGUAAAGAUACGUGUAUUUUCUUUACCGCAUCUUGUUUGUUUGCAGUGCAUUUGGAUUAAUAGGGUGUAUGCCAUCUGGAAAACUUGUGGAUGCAGUUUAAAGCUCACUGUUACUUUUUUUUUUAUCCUGAACAUAAAGCUGUGAACAGCAUUAGGAAUAAUGUAAUGUUAUACUUUAAUUUUUAUAUAUAAAAAUAUACCAUUUGCCUUAAAUUGUAGCUUAGAAGUUUAAAUACCAAUGUUGUUGAAAAUGUCUUUUUUUUCUGUUAUGAAUCUUUUUUUUUUUACUUGCAUCCAGUGUUAAUGCAGUAUUUUACAAUUGAUGCAUAAUGUAGGCACUUGUUAUGUAUUUGAAUUUUUAAUGGCGUUUGAACAUUUUGUGUAUAAACUAUAUAACUUUUUAAAUACCAUUUUGUAUGUUAGACAGAGGACAUAAAAAUGUUGCCAGCACAUAAAAAUAUAUACUUUUACCCCACCUUGAGAUGUGUUUGUCCUUUUUUAUGGUUCUUUUAUAUUAUACAGUAUAGAAAUUUCUACAAGGAACAAGUAGGUUAAAGGAGUACUCCGAAGCAAAUCUUUUCUGGGGCAAAAGAAGUAUCAAGCAAAGUUAUAUAACAUUCUAAUAUACUUGUGCUUUCCAUAUGGCCCCUUUCCCGGUCUUCUCCUGCAUUUUUCCGCUGCCCGGAAGCUGGGUCCUUUACCUGCAUUUGAUGACGCUCGACCGCUUAUUCCGAGCGCUUCAUCGGCAACUUAGCCCGGUGACUCAUACCUCCCAUGAGUCAUUGCGGGCUCUGCCGGCCUCCCAGCCCGGAGUCGGCUACUCCGCCCUCACUAAUAUAUUCAUAUAUGCGCUGAGCUGAGCUGCCAUAGGCUCAGCUCAGCAAACGCGGAGGGGGCGUGAUUUAUUAUAAUUUCUGGAGGGGGCCGAGCAGGGGAGAUACAGGCCGGAUGUGACGAGCGGGCAUGCUGGGAGAUGUAGUUUUUACAGCGCGGGCCGGGCACAUAAUGCGAAAAUGGCUGGGCCCUUCUACACGAUUGAGGGCUCCAUCAAAAGGUAUUUUAAUGGGCUACAUUAUGGCAUAAAUUUUUUUGGGGGGGAGGCUGCAUCGGAGUUUUCCUUUAACAUUACAGCACAUAAGAACUGUUAUCCAAAAAAACUGAAGAAAACGCUUAUUAAUGAAAAACAUUUUCUUGUUAAUUUGUAGUUAAUAGAAAUAAUAAUAAAAAUAAUCAUUAUUUUAUUUAAUAACUGUUUAGCCACAUUGCCAUGAGAUUUAUUUAUUUUAGUUUUUUUUGUGUGCUGCUCAAAUAAGCAGAAAUGUUCUCUUGAGACUAAAGCUUUAAAGGGUACCUAAUAUUAAAACUUAUGACAUUUCAAAAGUUUUCAUCAGUGGGGUCUGGGUUCUGUGACCCCUAACAAUCACAAAAACGAAUGUGCAGCAGCCCAUACCUGAGUGCUGUGCACAUUUGUGUCUGCUAGGCACUGCUUGGCUUUGCUCAAAGUGGUAUACUGAUUAUACUGAUUGACAUAUAAAUUCUAGACUGCAUUUACAAACAGCGUUUUUCUGUCAUUUAAAUUAAAAAAUGCUGGUUAUUCAAAUGUUUUUUCCCCAUGUAUUCUAGAGGAAGUCUUAGGCCAGGUUCACCCAGCUAAAAUAAUGUGUGUAUAUUUUAUAUACGCUUGCAUUUUUAGCCGUUAAAUUUCCACCUAUUAUGGCCUAAGGAAAUAAUUCCACCAUUGCAAGGAAUUGUGUUUUUUUUCUUUAGUGGAUAAAUGCUGAGGCCUCUCUAGUGUUUUAUGUUUCGUAGCUCUGAUCUUGACAGAAGAAAUCUUGUAGACUUAAGGUGAAUCACAAGCCUUUUAGUUGUGUGACUACAUUAAUAAACCAAGCACUCAAAAUUAUACCAUGUAUUACACCUGUAUAGAAUUACUUUUACACAUCUUAUAAAAUCUGGGCCAUCUGUUAAAGGGGUACUCUGCUGGAAAUGUUUUUUUAUUUUUAUUUUUUUUAUUAUCUACUGAUGCCAGAAAGUUAAACAUA
Hyla sarda is the source of this 8267-nucleotide messenger RNA. It is a transcript of the gene SEPTIN11, whose product is annotated as septin 11. NCBI's taxonomy places the organism in Eukaryota, Metazoa, Chordata, Amphibia, Anura, Hylidae. The transcript has 10 exons. Gene Ontology annotation, cellular component: microtubule cytoskeleton; septin complex; septin ring. Gene Ontology annotation, biological process: cytoskeleton-dependent cytokinesis. The record is from RefSeq and is a predicted model, not a curated record. Bases 586 to 1884 code for a protein of 432 amino acids. Gene Ontology annotation, molecular function: GTPase activity; GTP binding; molecular adaptor activity.